AUGAUACACACCAGAGCGUCUGAGAUAGCCGUAAUGAACGUGAGAUGGCUCUGUUCGACGACGUUAAGGCUGGUUAAGAAGAAUAAGUUGCCACCUAGGCCCAAGUUCACUAAGGAGAUGGAGGCCCAGUGCGAAGAGAAGUUUCUACACGGUGGUCGAGGGCCUGGAGGGCAAAAAAUCAAUAAGUGUAACUCGAAGGUCCAAUUGAAGCAUCUGGAGACGGGUAUAGUCGUUACCUGCCAGGAGACUAGAUCUAGGGAGAGUAAUAGGAAGAUAGCAAGGGAAAAGAUGGCUCUGGAGAUCGCCCGGUACUUGAACCCAGAUUCUUCGACAGAUGCAAGGACUGAAGCCCUCCAAAGAUGGGUGGUUCAAGGCAAGAGGGCCAAGGAGAAGAAGAGCAAACUGAAGUAUGCCAAACACGAGGAGGAGAGGCAGUCGAAGCAGCAGGAGUCUUUAAGAAGAGACGCGGCGAUAAUAGAGUCUCUUUGA
Messenger RNA from Torulaspora globosa, 489 nucleotides. RefSeq names its product Rso55p (gene RSO55). Gene Ontology annotation, molecular function: translation release factor activity. Bases 1 to 489 code for a protein of 162 amino acids. Gene Ontology annotation, cellular component: mitochondrion. Gene Ontology annotation, biological process: translational termination. The transcript has a single exon. The record is from RefSeq and is a predicted model, not a curated record. NCBI's taxonomy places the organism in Eukaryota, Fungi, Ascomycota, Saccharomycetes, Saccharomycetales, Saccharomycetaceae.